Molecule: messenger RNA, 1821 nt
Organism: Trichoderma gamsii
Lineage: Eukaryota; Fungi; Ascomycota; Sordariomycetes; Hypocreales; Hypocreaceae
Exons: 2
Coding region: 1-1821 (606 amino acids)
Biological process (GO): intracellular magnesium ion homeostasis; magnesium ion transmembrane transport
Cellular component (GO): plasma membrane
Molecular function (GO): magnesium ion transmembrane transporter activity
Source: RefSeq, a predicted model, not a curated record
AUGUCUGACCACGACGAGACCUUCCCCGACACGGGGUACGACACCCCGGUUCCCGAGCUCGACGACCACCGACACCGUUCAUCUGCCCAGAGAGUUGAGCGCCCACGCCGAGGAACCUUUGAUAGCUUGUACGGCGCUCGCCAUCUCGACCCUGAGAUGGCGGUCCGCGUCCGCGACUUUGAGGAAGCCAUCGUCGACGAAGACGGCGACAAUGCCCAGCCCAUGCCACGCCACGCCCGCCGUCCAACAAUCGAGUCGUCGACAGAUGGUAGAUCCAUCUCGCCCCCCAACUCGGUCAAGGCCUUUGCCGAAGCUCGGCGCAGAGAGCGCGAGAUGUCCUUUUCCGAGGCCAAAGACGACGGCGAGGAGCCCCUCGGCCGAACAAUGUCCAUUACAAGCCAUCGGAGCAGGAGGUCGUAUAACCAGGACGCGGACGCCAGAAGCUUCCUGACCAACAAGACCGUUGAAGAGGACGUCUGCUACCCUCUCCAGGAGAAGCACCCCAAGCAGCACAGCGGCCGAAUCGAUUUUGAGUAUCUCGAAGAUCUCAUCAGGGAUCAGCAGGAAGAGCGGGAAGAGCGAGCUGCCAGAGCAGAGCUGCCCACCGAGAGCUUCAAGGACCUGCGACGGACCUCUACCCUGACAAAGCCCGCGCAGCUCGUCACGGUCGAUGGCGACAUUCUCGAGGCGCCCUCUGACGACUCGGUGGCCAACGAGAAGACCUCUUAUGAGGGUCCUGCUCCUCCCAAGGCUCAGCCUGUUGACAACACUCGCUUCAGCUUUUUUUCUACUGCAUGGGAAUCCACGAUUCAUGCCCCCGAGAUGGGCGAUCUUGUGCUUCCGGGAGAGGAUCUCCGGGGACUCUUUGAACUGCCCGAAGACGAAGACGGCGGUGUCUGGUGGCUCAAUGUCAACAACCCCACAAAGGCAGAGGUGUACGGCAUGGGCAAGGCGUUUGGCCUCCAUCCCCUGACCAUUGAAGAUAUCGUGACCCAGGAGGCUCGCGAAAAGAUUGAGCUCUUCCCGUCGUACUACUUUGCUUGCUUCCGGUCGUUUAACGUAGUGGACGAGCCUGAUGGGAAAGAGUACGAGCCUUUCAACAUCUAUGUCAUUGUGUUCCGAGAGGGCACGCUCAGCUUCAGCUUUACGCCCAAUUCUCAUGCCACCGAUGUGCGCAAGAGAAUCACGUCUCUCAAGGACUAUGUCUCUCUUAGCAGCGACUGGAUCUGCUAUGCCUUGAUUGACAACAUUGUCGAUAGCUUUGCGCCCGUCAUCAAUCAAAUUGAGCUUGAGGCCGAUGCCAUUGAAGACGAAGUCUUUGUCAUGCGGUUUGACGACUCAAACACCUUCUUGCGGUCCAUUGGACGGGUGCGGAAGAACUGCAUGGCGCUCCUGCGGCUGCUGGGCGGCAAGGCAGACGUCCUCAGGGGCUUCACCAAGCGCUGCAACGAAAACUUCCAGGUGACACCGCACAUGGACAUUGGCAUGUACCUCGGCGACAUCCAGGAUCACGUCGUGACCAUGGCGACAAACCUGGGCCACUUUGAGAAGAUUCUGUCUCGCGCCCACAGCAAUUACCUGGCCACGCUGUCCAUCAACAACAUCUCGCAGGGCACGGACAUGAACCGCGUGCUGAGUAAAAUCACCAUGCUGGGAUCGAUUCUUGUGCCGCUCAAUCUGGUUUGUGGUCUGUUUGGCAUGAACGUGCGUUUGCCGUUUGAGGACGUUGCCAAUCUGGGGCCCUUUUUUGGAAUUGUCGGCUUCAUGAUUGUCAUGUGUGCCAUGAUGGUGUCUGUGGCGAGGUGGAAGCGGUGGAUAUAA